GCUGAGGCUGCUGCCCUGUCGCCAUUGAGCAAAGUUAAUUCACUCUCACACAUACUCUCUCUCCUCCUCCUUCUCCUCCUUUCCCGCUUCGGCAUAUGGUGAGGACGUUGUCACCGCACCAAACAAGUCGCGCAGCCCAGCGCCGGGACGUCCGCGGGGAUCCGGGGGGUGCGGGGGAGGCAGGAGGCCCGGGGGAUGCCGCCGGCCUGAGCUGCGACCGCGCCGUCGGAGGCCGAGGGACGGGGCGGCCCCGCCGGUAUUACCUAGAAAUGAGGAUGGAAACACAGCCUAGGAAAUCAGCCUUUUGUCAUCUGUGUAUGAAGAACUGAAGUGUCUGUGCUUUGUUGUUUUAUUUUUUGAAUACAGUUCAGGAGAAGCUGUCAACAUGAAUGCUGCUGACAACGGGGUCAGUAGUCUCUGUGCAAUAUGUGGAGACCGAGCGACUGGAAAACAUUAUGGUGCUUCCAGCUGUGACGGAUGCAAAGGAUUCUUUAGACGUAGCAUAAGGAAAAACCACGUCUAUUCAUGCAGAUUCAACCGACAAUGUAUUGUUGACAAGGACAAAAGGAAUCAAUGCAGAUAUUGUCGUUUAAAAAAGUGUUUUCGAGCAGGAAUGAAAAAGGAAGCUGUACAAAAUGAACGGGACAGGAUAAGUACAAGAAGAAACACUUUUGAUGGCUGCAACAGUCCCUCUAUUAGCACAUUGUCACAAGCCGAGACACUCUCCCGCCAGAUCUCAAUUUCCAGUCCUGGUGCUAGCACUGAUAUAAAUGUUAAGAAAAUUGCUGGUGUUAGUGAUGUCUGUGAAUCUAUGAAGCAACAACUUUUGGUCCUGGUGGAAUGGGCUAAAUAUAUUCCAGGCUUCUGUGAACUACCACUCGAUGACCAGGUUGCCCUGCUAAGAGCACAUGCUGGGGAGCACCUGUUGCUUGGAGCAGCAAAGCGGUCCAUGGCAUAUAAGGACAUUUUACUUUUAGGCAACAAUUACAUAAUACAUCGCAACAGCACUGAAAUGGAGAUCUGCCGAGUGGCAAAUCGGAUUCUGGAUGAAUUAGUUCGUCCCUUCCAGGAAAUUCAAAUAGAUGACAAUGAAUAUGCUUGCUUGAAAGCAAUUGUGUUUUUUGAUCCAGAUGCAAAAGGCUUGAGCAAUCCAUUGAAGAUUAAGAAUAUGCGAUUCCAAGUGCAAAUCAGUUUAGAGGAUUAUAUUAAUGACCGUCAGUACGACUCCAGAGGAAGAUUUGGAGAACUUCUUCUUCUACUGCCUACACUCCAAAGCAUCACUUGGCAAAUGAUUGAGCAGAUACAAUUGGUUAAAUUAUUUGGAAUUGUUAAAAUUGACAGUUUGCUUCAGGAAAUGUUACUGGGAGGUACUUCUAAUGAUGCCAGUCAUAUGCAUCAUCCAAUGCAUCCUCACUUAGCCCAAGAUCCAUUAACUGGCCAAACUGUCCUCAUAAGUUCAAUGUCUGCUCCUGUACAUACAGAACAGAUACCAACUCCAGAAACUCCAUUACCUUCUCCUCCACAAGGCUCUGGGCAAGAAUACAAAAUGUCUGCAAAUCAAGCUUCAGUCAUUGCACAGCAAUCUAUUUUGAAACAAAAACCAUUGUGAUAAUAUUUGAAUCUCUGUCUUAUCCUUCCUUCCUUCCUUCUCUUCCUUUUCAUGCACUACAUAGAUUGGUAGAACACUUGCACAUUUAAAAUCUCAGGUUGAUAAAGGAAAUUAUUUCCUCAGCAGCCACUACUAAGUGGGUGUUCCUUAAAACACCUCAUGAUUUGGAAAGUAAUGCUGUUCUGACUACUGCAUACAACUGUAACUGUGGAUGCUGCAGUCUGACAAAUAUGUAUAGAGGUAGAUAUUAUUUUUAGAUCUCAUAAUUGCACAGAUUUGUGUUUUUAUUUCCUGUUUUAGUUGUUGUCUUAAUAUUAUUGUUUUAGAUGUGUAUAUAAUUUUUUCUUUGUAAUGGAACUACUUAGUGCUUGUUUAGCUGUGAAUUCUAGAUAUGAAAAAGUGGGUUGUUCAGGCAAAGGCCAAGAUUCCACUAAUAGUAGGAAUAAUUAGGCUACAAAAAAGCACAUGAAUUGAAAAAAAAAGGAAAACAUACUUAAUUGACAGAAAACCCCAACUAUUUUAGAAAAUCCUGAUUUGAAAGGACCAUCUCUUUCAAGUAAAAUUUCAACAAAAGCAUUGAAUCCUCCCUGCUUAACAGUUUGUAUGAAGCAGAAGGUCAGCCUGGGUGAAUAUGCUUGAGGACUUCUUAAAAUCUAUAUAUAGAACAUAUAUAGAUAUUAUGUCUAUAUAUAGUCAAUUGGCCAGUGCUGAAGCAUUUAUAUUGAUAAAUACUUAGAACAAGGACUGGUAGGCUUUUUGGUUUGGGCUAACUAGUACUUUCCCCAAAAAUUUAUGAGCACACUUCAGGAAUUAGGCCAGUCUAGGGACACUUUUCACUUUUAGGUACUUUGGACACAGCCCUCCUCUUUAAGGGUACAGAGAGUAUCACAGAACACCAGAAUAAACUGAAUUGGAAGGGAUCCACAAAGAUCAUUGAGUCCAAUCCCUUGCAUUGCCCAGCACCAUCCCCAAGAGUCGCACCAUGUACCUGAAAGGGUUGUCCAAAUGCUUCUUGAACUCUGUCAGGCUUUUCUGUGGCCACUUUCCUGGGGACCCUGUUUCAGUGCCCCCAACUGCCCUCUGGGUGAAGAACCUUUUCCUCAUAUACAACCUAAACCUCCUGACACAACUUCAGGCCAUUCCCUUGGGUCCUGUCCCUGGUCACUAGAGAGAGAGAUCAGUACCUGCUCCUCCUCUUGCCCUCACAAGGAAGUUGCAGACUGCAAGGGGGUCUAACUAGGACCAUGUCAGGGCAAGAGGAUACUUUGUGAUGUUUGGUUUACCAGUGUAAGAGUAGCCAUUAUGUUUAUUUGUCUAACUGGGUAGUAAAUGCAUAUUUCAGCAAUCAUUAAAAUUCACCUACUGAAAAGUUGUAAUUAAUGUAGUAGCUCUCUGUUUGGAGAGUUUUGACUUACUAAUUGCAGCGGCAGAUGUGCCUGAGUUCAGUUCCAGGUGUUUGUGGUUUGAGCCAUGGUAUUUCAAGCCAGAAGGCAGCCAGAAGACAACGUACUAUCUCAACUGACAUACUCAUCCUCUCAAUGUCCAAGUUUUCAGAAGCAUGGGAUGACUUGUUUUUCUGUGAUGAGCCACUUUCUCCACCUCUUGCUCCCCUUCCAGUCUGGGGAUCCAACCUUGACUAGGCUUUGUGUCUGGAGUCCAUAACAGCCCAUCUGGAUUUGGACCCUCUGUGAAUUUGCACAAAGUGGACCUUGUGACACAUGGUCACUUGGGGCAUUUGUACUACUCAAUUACAAUGUGUGAAAGUAAUCCUUUAUGAUAUAUGAAGUGAUAUGUUGUUCAUACAAUACUGACUUCAUAAGAAAAUCACCACUUCACAUAUUUUAUUUACUCCAGACAGCAAUGAUUUAGUACAUUAAAGCAGACUUUCUACCAGAAGAUAUGUAAGAGAGAAACACACAAAAAAGAGAUAAUAAUAUAUUGCAGCUUGCUAAACUAUUGCAAAGAGAAAACAUAGUAGAGUCAGAAAUUCUUCAAGGUGAGAUGUGGAUCAUCCUGAACCAGACACCUUCAUUAAUCACAGCAACCAGAGAUGGUGCAGUUACACCCUUGGCUUGUAAAAGUUGCUCAAACAAUCCAAAAUGAUUCUUCAAACACAUUUUUGUAGGCUGGAAAUUCAACACAGUAAAUGUUGAGCUGACCUGAACAUUCAAAAGGCUUUAAUGAGAAUGCACCUACCACCAAGUAGAUACUGUGUUUCUUUUUUAUUUUAAAGUAGUUGCUUUUGUAAAGUCUGUAUACAGUAGCUAUUAAUGUUUGCUUUUUAGAUCCUUUUCCUUUUUGCUGUUUAUUGUUUGUUUUUUAUUAAUGCAUUGCUCUUUUUACAAGUUCCUUUUAAUAUGAGUUUUUAUGACAGAAUAAGGUACUGAAGAUUUGCCAUUAACUUUAAGGGUAUCCAGACUCUGCUUUUUUUUACAAGUUAGCCACCAAUGCUUUACAGUGAUACACAAAGGUAAAACAAGUGUGAGAGAUAAUGAGCAGCCCAAAAGUUUACUGAUUUGGCUCACUUUUGUGUACUUGUCAUAGAAAGAGUGUUGGACUCUAGGUGGAUCUGCAUGAAUUUACUGGGUCAGAUAAAUGAAUUCAGCUACAUAUACAUGGCAGUAUUGAUCUGACUUAAAAACAUAUAAUUGGAAAUAAAGAUCAGUCCCCAAGCUGGCCACCCUUGUCUUAUAUAAGAGAUGUGCAUAAUAGCUUACUUUAUUUUUCACAGACAACUUUAGAUAUCAAGUGUACAAUAAAAUAUUGUCACACACUGCCAAAUUGUACUGGAGGAAAAAUAUACUUUAGUAUUUUAUCUGACAAAAAGCUGUUGUCUAUUUUGUACGAUAUAUUACAUUUUUGAAUAAAAACACCACUGUAAUUUAUUGGGAAAAGCUGAUUUAUUUUAUAAAUGUAACAUUAUUUUUGUAAACUUAAUUAUGAAAAAUCAGAAAUGAUUAGUGCUGUUAAAUAUUAAAUUAUAAUGAGAUGUAACUUUAUAUGUUUGAACUCUGAUACCAAGUUUUUGUAUUGAGCAUUUGGAAUUGAAAUGGUUGCUGGAAAAAUUUCAAAUGGACUGUUUUUCAUCAAAGCUCAAUAAAGAAAUAUGAAUGA
Molecule: messenger RNA, 4723 nt
Organism: Passer montanus (Eurasian tree sparrow)
Lineage: Eukaryota; Metazoa; Chordata; Aves; Passeriformes; Passeridae
Gene: HNF4G
Product: hepatocyte nuclear factor 4 gamma
Exons: 11
Coding region: 386-1609 (407 amino acids)
Biological process (GO): regulation of transcription by RNA polymerase II; anatomical structure development; cell differentiation
Molecular function (GO): zinc ion binding; nuclear receptor activity; RNA polymerase II cis-regulatory region sequence-specific DNA binding
Source: RefSeq, a predicted model, not a curated record